Perkinsus marinus ATCC 50983 is the source of this 1919-nucleotide messenger RNA. Its product is annotated as porphobilinogen deaminase, putative. Gene Ontology annotation, molecular function: hydroxymethylbilane synthase activity. The record is from RefSeq and is a predicted model, not a curated record. Lineage: Eukaryota; Perkinsozoa; Perkinsida; Perkinsidae. Bases 1 to 1662 code for a protein of 553 amino acids. Gene Ontology annotation, cellular component: cytoplasm. Gene Ontology annotation, biological process: heme biosynthetic process. The transcript is spliced from 13 exons.
AUGUCAUCCGACUCCAACGCAACACUCCGCAUCGGGUCCAGAAGGAGCGACCUGGCCCGUCUGCAGACACUCAUGGUGGCAGACCGGCUUGAAGAAAUGGGUUAUGAGGUUGAAUGUGAGUACCAGGAGGCUCCUGGGGAUACCAACUUGAAGGACCCUCUGUGGAAGAUGCCCGAGACCGGAGUCUUCACUACCUUCCUAAGGCAGAAGCUGUUGGAGGGAAGCGUAGACCUAGUGGUCCACUCGUGGAAAGACCUUCCUCUGGCCGAGGAGGCUGGUACUACUGUAGCGGCUACCUUGCCCCGGGCUGACCCUCGAGACCUCAUCAUCAUCCGCAAAGACGCCGAAGCCGAAAUUCGUGCGAUGAACGGCAAGUUGAUUGUACUGUCGUCCUCUCCUCGGAGGCAGUGGAAUCUCCCAGCGUUCCUUCAGAGGGCGGUUCCUGGUGUUGAGACUGUCGAGUUCCGAGAUGUUCGCGGCAACAUCCAAACGCGGAUGCGUAAGCUGAUGGACCCAGCCCGACACAACGCCAGUCUCGGCCCUCGACCCCACGCCUUGGUCCUCGCUAAGGCUGCGGUGGAUCGCUUUGCUCAGAGCCAUCGAGAAGAGUUCCGGAAUAGUCGAGAGCUGGUUGAAGGGUACUUGUCCAAGUGUCACUGCAUGGUAUUGCCUUUAUCUGCUAACCCAACUGCUGCAGCUCAGGGAGCCUUGGGGGUUGAGGUCAGCACGGCGUCUGAGAAGGAGCAUGUUCGGAAGAUCGUCUCUAAGCUCAACGACGAGCAAACAUUCCAAGCCGCCUGGCGGGAGAAGGAGGUCCUCGGCGCGUAUGGUGGAGGAUGUCAUCAGAGGAUCGGGUGCACGGUCUUGCCGCGAUGGUACGGCAAAGUAGAGCACUUGAGGGGCCGAACAGAUGGAGGAGUAGACCUUUUGAGGAGCGAAAUCAUUCCUACCAACGCCAUUGAUGACAGUUUGCGAGUCGACCCCGGCGAGCAUCCACUGAAGGUUGGGGGUGCUGGAGGACUCUCACUUUUCACCCGUGAAGAGGAUACUACAGCAGGUGAACGCCUAUUGGAGGCCUUGAGGAGCGCUGGGGACGGGGUCGGAUUGUGGAUUGCCAAGUCUACUGCAUUACCCAAUGCCCCUGCGGACUUGGUAGAGGAUAUCAAUGCGAUGAACAUCCCUGUGUGGGUGGCAGGCAUCCCUUCGUGGCAGCAUCUUGCACAGAGGGGCCUUUGGUGUGUUGGGUGCACUGAUGGUCUUGGCGAGAUCGAGGAUCCUGACUUGAAGAAGAGCAUCGCUCCGUCGCUGAGGAAGUGGAUCAAACUCACUCAUACCAAGGCGGCUGAGGAGCAAGGAGAUGGUCAUUUCAACACGGCUCCUGAUUGCGAGGUGGAACAACUUGGGACCUAUACGUUGGUUUCGAAGUAUGAACCUCGGAGCUGUCCAGAGCAGUUGAAGUCCGCUACCUAUAUCUUCUGGGGGAGUGGUUCGGCCUUUACGGAGGCUCGUAGGUUGCUCCCGGACCUCCUCGACAAGGUGCUGGUCCACGGGACUGGGCCUGGACAUACGUUGGAGACACUCUUAGCUGCUGGCGUGCCGAGAGAGCGCAUUGUUGUUUGCCUCAACUACGAUGAGUUUGAGAGGCGAAUUCACCGUGAUUGAUAAGUCGACCACAAAGAGCAUUAAGCUCGAGUUACCGCAUACAGCGGAUAUAUUACUUCUAUUCAAGAGUUUCUUCGCUGCUGUUAUUAACAACAAGUAGACAAGUUUACGGUUGUGAAACUGAAGUUGAGCGUGUCAAUGCCAAUCAAUAUAAUGGCUCCGGGAGAAACACCAUCAAUUGCGGUGCACGCACGUACACAGAACUGCACGCACGAACAAGGCAGAACUGGGCUCGUCAAUUCUCGAUAUGUGCAGCC